GUUGUAGUCCUAUUAUAUUGUAAAGAACGUUGCUUUUAGAAGACGUGGUCCUAGUUGUAAAAUUCUUUGUUGUUAGAAGAGGUGGUCCUAGGCUCCUAGCUGUAAAGAAUGUUGCUGUUGUAGUCCUUUAUGGUCACUCGGAUUAUUUUACCGUGAAGAUGUACCAUGGGGGUUAUUUUAAGGAGAACCAAUAUAUAGGUGGGAAGGUGUCCUAUUAUGACUAUGUUGAUAAGGACAAGAUGUCACUUGUGGAAGUUGAAGGUAUGGUUAGGGGGUUGAACCAAGACUAUAGUGGAAAGAGGAUAGAUUAUUGGUAUAAGGUUGGGACUGAGGAUGAAGCUUUAACAAAGCUUUCCACUGAUCUUGAUGCUAUUACAAUGUGCUUGUGUGUUCCACAAAUUAGGCUUGUUAUUAUAUACUUGGAUCAUUGGGAGCUUAAGAGGGACUAUGAAGAGAUAGAUGAUGAUGAGGAUGAUGAGCUGUUUAUGUAUGAAGAAGAUGAGUUCCAUGAUUUUGCUUAUAGUCAAGCUGGUUCAUGUGGUGUUGUUAUCGAAGAAUUACCGGAUUCACCGAGGAGGAAGCCAGGGGUAGUGAUAACGCAACUUCCAGAUUCACCGAGGAAAGAUGUCCCGAGUAUGACAGCAAAGAAGGCUUCUGGAAUUGUGAUAAGGGAGUUGGAAUGGCAUCCAACUGUGCCUACUCAAGCUAGCCAAGUGGGAGUGCUUGAUCCUAAAGACAAAGGUAAGAAAAAAAUGGUGGAUGAAGGACCUGAUGCCACCAUGUUUGCUGACCUAGACAACCUUGUGGAUGUUAAUGUGUCCACCUAUGAAACAAGGAGCUCCAGAUCUAGUGUACCUAAUGAAGAGGAUGGUGGUGCUUAUGAUUCCAAUGAUUCUGAAGGUUUGCUAUAUGAGGACAGUUCAGAAGAUGAAGACUAUGAUCCUGAGUUUGACAAUGAAGACUAUAAUGAGUAUGGUGUAGAUGAUGAUUGGAUGGGUGACAUGGAAACAGAGUUUAAUGAUAUGGGUGAGUGGAUUGGAGGAGUUGGUGGAGGGUCCAAUGCUGCAAAUAUGGAUAAUGAGGGAGGUAUGCAAGAUGAGGACAAUGAACCAAUGUAUGGAGCAAUAGAUUCUGAUGAGGAAUGCAUUGGGAAAGAAGCUGACUCAGAUGGAGAGGAAGAAGGGGAUGGAUUCCCAGAGUUCAACCCUAAAACUGAUAUGGUCAACCCUCAUUUUUGCAAAGGCAUGAAGUUUGCAACUGCAAAGAUUUUGAGAGCUGCCAUUAGAGAGAGAGCAAUUCAGAGAGGGUGGGAAGCUGUGUUUGUGAAGAGUGACAGAUUAAGAAUUAGGGUGAUCUGUAAAGCUGAAAAUUGCCCUUUCGAGUUAUAUGCCUCUAGAAUGCAGCACGAGGACACUUUGCAGAUCAAGACCUAUAAUCCAGAACACACUUGUGCUAGAGUGUAUGCAAACAGCAUGAUUAGGACACCUUACUUGACAGAGAAAUUUGCUGAGCAGAUUAAGCUCAACCCAAAUUGGGGGUUAGAAUCACUUGCACGAGCAAUGGCAGCCACUGUCAAGGCAAGAGUGUCAACUCAGCAGGCUUAUAGAGCAAAGAAGGCAGCCUUGCAGCUUCUAGAAGCCUCCAUCAAAGAUCAAUAUGCAAGAAUAAGAGACUAUGCAGCUGAGCUUAAAAGAGUGGACCCAAACACAACCAUAGACAUCAAGUGUGACUUCUUGGAUGAAGAGCAAUUACCUGUGUUCAAGAGAAUGUAUGUGUGUUUGGGAGCACUAAAGAUGGGUUUCAGAGCUAGAUGUAGGUCAAUACUUGGGCUAGAUGGUUGCCAUUUGAAGAGCUGUUAUGGGGGUCAGCUAUUAACUGCUGUGGGAUUAGAUGCAAACAACACAACUUGGGUUUUGUCAUAUGCUAUGGUAGAAAUGGAGAGUAAAGAUAGCUGGGAAUGGUUUCUGGACCUUUUAGUGAAGGAUCUAAACAUAAGGGAUGAAGGAGCCGGGUGGACCUUCAUAUCGGAUAAACAAAAAGGAUUGUUACCAGCUUUUGCUAAAGUCAUGCCACUUGCAGAACACAGAUUUUGUGUUCGACACUUAUGGACAAACUUCAACAAGUUGUUUCCGGGCAAGGUGUUAAAGGACCAGCUUUGGGCAUGUGCAAAGUCAACUAUCGAGAACUAUUUUAUCAAGGAAAUGGUCCUGAUGAAACAACUGGAUCCAUUGGCAUAUGAUUGGCUAUCACAUCCUGAAAGGCCAUCGAAGCACUGGUCUAGGGCAUACUAUAGCACUCACCUUAAGUGUGACAUCCUGUUGAAUAACUUGUCCGAGAGCUUCAACGCUUUUAUAGUACCAGCAAGAUCAAAGCCAAUUGUAAGCUGUUUUGAAGAAAUAAGGGUUAAGCUCAUGAGGAGGAUCCAUAUGAGGAGGGAAAAGAUGCAAAGAUUAGAAGAUACAAUCUGCCCCAAACCGAGGGAGCUCUUAGAGAAGAACAAGGUCAAAGCUGCAACAGAUUGCAUUCCUAGUGGAUCGGGUGGACCUGAAAUUGAGGUUGAGAGCAUAGGGGGCAGCAAAUACGUGGUCAACCUUCAAGCAAACACUUGUGCAUGCAGAAGAUGGGAUUUAACUGGCAUCCCAUGUAAACAUGCUAUUGCAGCCAUCAAUUACAUGAGGCAAGCCCCUGAGGACUUUGUAGAUCAUUGCUACCUAAAGAAGACAUACAUGGCUACUUACAACAACACAAUCAAACCUGUUAAUGGUAUGGAUCUGUGGUCAAAGAGUGCUGAACCUCCAAUUCUUCCCCCCCAAUACACAAGGCAGCCGGGGAGACCAAGAACAAAGAGGAUCAAGAGUGCAGCUGAGAAGGCAGAAAUUGGAGGUAUAAAGCUUGGCAAGGUGCAGAGAUCUCUCAAGUGUAGCAACUAUCAUGAAGUUGGCCACAAUGUCAAGACUUGUCAAAGACACUUGCCACCCAAGAACAAGACCUCAACAACCAGUGACAAGAAGAGGAAGUUAGAUGAAUCAACAUCCGGAACUCAGACCAAUACUAAGAGAAAGGAGCCAUUGACAAAGAAUGACCUGAGGAAGAAGGUACAACUUAGGGCAGAUAAGCUUAAGAAAAAGAGAGAUGAAAAGAAGGCAACAAUAGCAAGAGCAUCAAAUGCUUCAGGGAAGACAAAGGGUAGACCUGCAAGAACAUCAACAACCCCGAAACCUGCUCCUACUCAAGCUCCUCAGCCAGCAAUGUCAAAUCCUCCUCCCAAGCCUUCAUCGUCUUCUAAGCAAGCAGCCCCAAGUAGGUCAUCUAUCAGAAUCAAGGAAAAGGAAGGGAAAAAAUAGGCUUAUGUACUGUAUGUUGUCUUAUUAGCAUGCCCUAAACUUUAUCGUAUUUGGUUUAUGUUGCAGUCUUUUGCGCAACCUUGAGCUAUGUAACUUGGUUGCUAGCUCUAAUCUUUUGAGAAGAUGAUUAGAGCUAAGUCCCAUUGCAACUUGGUUAACAAACUUUUUGCUCUUAGUCAA
Molecule: messenger RNA, 3524 nt
Organism: Rosa chinensis
Lineage: Eukaryota; Viridiplantae; Streptophyta; Magnoliopsida; Rosales; Rosaceae
Exons: 6
Coding region: 159-3344 (1061 amino acids)
Biological process (GO): DNA transposition
Molecular function (GO): transposase activity; DNA binding; zinc ion binding
Source: RefSeq, a predicted model, not a curated record